This is a messenger RNA of Durio zibethinus, 2252 nucleotides long. RefSeq lists its product as uncharacterized. NCBI's taxonomy places the organism in Eukaryota, Viridiplantae, Streptophyta, Magnoliopsida, Malvales, Malvaceae. The record is from RefSeq and is a predicted model, not a curated record.
AGGAUAACUCAACGAAGCUAUGAGACCUACGCGCUAGCCAACUGCGCCACCACCCCUUCAUUCUUCGAGUGUGGCACAAUAAAUAGGAUUUUCAAUAAUAACAUAAAAAAUUGUUUGGUUAUCGGGGUUUUGACUUCGAUUCUCCUUAACAUCGGCAUCCUAAAAUUGCUCUAAAAAGCACCUCUCUUUCCUUGGUAUCUUCCUCUCUCUCUCAUCUUGCCCCAAUACUCUUAAAUCAAUUCACAAUAAAAUCUGCAUUCUUAAAGAUUCCAGUAUGAUGUCUGAGAUCUUGAUUGACAUAAUGGUAAUUGGCACCUGACUUGAUGUUGCAUAUUGCAGAAAAUCCUCAAUGGUAAGAAGUGCGGCAUGCUUUCCAUUGUACAGAAAUUGUUUACAGAUCAUUUGGGUUCCUUCAUCAACUAGGUUUACUCAUGCCAAUGUAACAUUUGUUUGAAAUGGAAGACGGACUAAAUAUGAAUCUUAGUGGAAGUCAAGGUAGUUUAGUAACUAAGACAAAUGCUAAAAAUUAUAAUGACAUUAUGACUCGCCGUCUAAAGAACCGGGAACGGCAGCGUAGAUAUAGGGCCCGGAAACGACUUGAAGAAGAUAUGCAGAAGCCUCAUGUCCUAAGCCAACCAACUAUGCCACAAGUGGAGUUGCAAUUAAAUGGGAUCCUUGGUAAUGGGACAACACGUGUUCAUUGUAAACGGGAUUGGAAAAAAGAUGCUAGAAGGGCUCACAUCAGCAAGGGUCAAGAUGACAUGCAUAAUGCAUCUGUCCAGUCUACUCUUAAACUAACUGUUGAAAGCCAAAUACCAUGCUUGCCCUCUGGGAUUAAAGCAGGAGGAUCACUAGAAAGAGAAUGCCAUUCUGAGAAUUCCCAUAUCCUGGGGAACUGUGAAAUUAGGAAACCUAAGCUUGGUCGAAGAGACUGGAAAGCAGAUGCAAGAAACAAGAAGAGUUGAGUUGGUUGUAACCAAGCUGUCCUCUAAAACGAAUGUAUAAGAGGUACAAAAUUGAAUGCUGGAUAGCACAUGUCUGUGUGAUUGUUGAAGAUCCUGAAGUUGUAAUGACUGCAAGAACUUAUGGUGCAGUAAGUCAGUCUGUUGCCGCAUUUAGGAAGAGCUUUUAUUGUUAGGUUUUCUGAACUUCUACUACUCUUUCGAUUUCAGAUGCAGAACUGAGUAUAUGAAGAACGUUAAUUUUGGAAUAGGAUGCUUGAAGUGGAAGAUUGCUGCUGUCGAAGAUCGGACUAGAGUUAGAACGGUCAGGAAUGAUUGUAAUAUGUGACAUUAACAUUAUAUCAUUGCUCUCUCAUCCUGUUUGAUUGAUCAUUCUGUGGCUGAUUAAAUUUAGACUUUUCCUUACUUGAAAGAUAUCAAACAUGGAUAUGCCUGUAAGUUUCCUUGCCUGCACCUUGUACCUUCAACUGUGAAUGUGUCCUAAAGAAGUUAUAUUAAAGGAUUCCUUGUUGGAAAUUCUGAUUAGUACACCUUUUCAGCCUUUUAGCUUAGAUCAAGGAAUUUCAAAUGAAUAUCACAGUCAAAUAAGUUACAUCAUUGCUUUUCCCACUUUAGUAACAAAAACGGCAAACAUAAUGUCUCCCUCCCGCAGCAGGUCUUUGUGAUUGUGUUUAUGGUCCAAACUCGAACCCUUAUAUUUGGACAUUCGCCCCAUGAACUUCUUAAUUCGUAAAUCCUAAUGUUAUUACAAAGGACAAAUUUACAUAGGCAUUUUUAAUUAGAAAUCCUCACAUCACAUUUUCAUUUCAACAAGAUUACUGCUUGUGAAAUUUUCAAACUUCACCGUUUUUAGAUAGGACAAUGCUCUCUUGGAUACUUAGAUUAAGGAAAUUUGGUGAUAAUCAUGAAGAAAGGGAAGAAGGUCAAAAUUAAUGCUCUGAGUUGCAGGAGUCAAUGCAAACAUUGAAUGCCAAAUUUAUCCGACUAGCUUCCAUUGAGAGGAUCAUCAAUGAUCAGACAAAUUGUUUUGUUGGUCAUCAAUUAGUUGUAUGUAUGACUCAAAAUUUUAGACAACCAAAUUUAGAAUUGGUUUACCUGUCUUUGCGGGAACAUCUAUCCCAAAAGCUGUUUCAUUAACAACUUAAAACUUAUCUGUAUAUUUCAAUUUGUUAUCUCUUUUUUCUAAGCCAUUAAAACCUCAAUGUAGAACAUCUCUUUUCAAUCUCCCAAUUCUCUUGAUCAAAGAACUUGUUUUGUAGGGGACAAAAAGAAAUUAUUAAUAAAGCCAUG